Sardina pilchardus (European sardine) is the source of this 11105-nucleotide messenger RNA. It is a transcript of the gene tenm4, whose product is annotated as teneurin transmembrane protein 4. The record is from RefSeq and is a predicted model, not a curated record. Lineage: Eukaryota; Metazoa; Chordata; Actinopteri; Clupeiformes; Clupeidae. Gene Ontology annotation, biological process: neuron development; signal transduction; heterophilic cell-cell adhesion. Gene Ontology annotation, molecular function: cell adhesion molecule binding; protein homodimerization activity; protein heterodimerization activity. Gene Ontology annotation, cellular component: neuron projection; membrane.
GUCGCCAUGGAAGUGAAGGAACGCAGACCUUAUCGCUCGCUGACCUCCCGGCGGGAGUCGGAGCGGCGCUACACCAGCUCCUCGGCCGACAGCGAGGACGGGAAGAUUAACCCCAAGUCCUACAGCUCCAGCGAGACGCUCAAGGCCUUCGACCAGGAGUCCAGGCUGGCCUACGGGAGCAGAGUCAAAGACGUGGUGCACCAUGAGGUCGACGAGUUCUGCAGGCAAGGGGCCGACUUUUCUCUCCGUGAUCUGGGCUUUGGCGAAGCCGUGCCGUCCCACGUGGCGGCCUACCGGACAGAUCUGGGCCUGCCCCACCGCGACUACUCCGUGAGCGUGGGCUCGGACGCCGACACCGAGACCGACGGCAUCAUGUCCCCGGAGCACGCCGUCCGGCUGUGGGGCCGGCAGAACACCAAAUCGGGCCGCAGCUCCUGCCUGUCCAGCCGGGCCAACUCCAACCUGACGCUGACCGACACCGAACACGAGAACACGGAGAACGGUCAGCCUCUGCAUUGCUCCUCAGCCUCCUCCUCCCCUGUCGAGUCCCCCUUCCCUCCCCCUUCCCGCGCGGCCAAUGAGAGCCAGGGAAGGUUGCUAGGUAACAGUGUGGCUCAGCCAGCCCAGGACUCUGAGUCGGAAGAUGAGUUUGGCCCCAAUUCAUUCUUAGUUAAAACUGGCUCAGGGACCCUCUAUGCUUCGGCUGCUGCAGCCGCUGACGACGGCACUUUCCAGAACCACUCCCGCCUGCGGACGCCACCUGUGCCCCUGUCGCACUCCCACUCGCCCAGCCAGCAGCACCAUGCCACCUCGGUGAACUCGCUGAACCGGGACAACUACACGCCGCGCAGCAACCCCAGCCCCGCGCCCACUGACAGCUCCGUGCCCCCCGAAGGCCCAGGCAGCGCCCAGGACUCGGGCAGCGCCCAGGACAACUGGCUGCUCAACAGCAACAUUCCCCUGGAGACCAGAAACAUUGCAAAGCAGACAUUCCUUGAGACUUUGCAGGACAACUUGAUUGAGAUGGACAUUCUGGCGGCGGCGCGCCACGAAGGCGCUUACGGCGACGGGCACUUCCUGUUCAAGCCCGGCGGGACCUCGCCCAUGUACUGCACGACGUCGCCGGGCUACCCGCUGACCUCCAGCACCGUCUACUCGCCCCCGCCGCGCCCGCUCCCCCGCAGCACCUUCUCGCGGCCGGCCUUCAGCCUGAAGAAGCCCUACAAGCACUGCAACUGGAAGUGCGCCGCGCUCAGCGCCAUCCUCGUCUCCGUCACCCUCGUCUUUCUGCUGGCCUACUUCAUCGCCAUGCACCUCUUCGGGCUGAACUGGCACCUGCAGCCCAUGCAGAGACAGAUGUACCAGUUAACGGAGGACAACGCCAGCGGCCUGCCUCUGCCCACAGACUUGGGCCUGCCGCCUCUGGGCAACACGGGGCUGGAGCUGCCAGAUCGAAGAGGCAAAGACGACGGCAAAUUGGACAGCCUCUUCCCAGAUGACAGCUUCAUAGACAUGGGCGAGAUCGAUGUGGGGCGAAAGGUCGCUCAGCAGAUCCCGCCUGGUGUCUUCUGGAGGUCCCAGGUCUUUAUCGACCAUCCCAUGUACCUCAAGUUCAAUGUGUCCCUUAGCAAAGAUGCCUUGGUGGGAAUCUAUGGCAGGAGAGGACUCCCUCCAUCUCAUACACAGUUUGACUUCGUGGAGCUGCUGGAUGGCCGGCGGCUCCUGGUCCAGGGGGUGCAGGGUCUGGAGGGCCCCCUGGCUGCCCAGCAACAGCAGCAGCAGCAGCAGCCGCAGAGAGGCCUGAUCCCGCUGGCCACCCACGACACGGGCUUCAUCCAGUACAUGGACUCGGGCAUCUGGCACCUGGCGGUCUACAACGACGGCAAGGAGACGGAGCAGGUGUCCUUCCUGACCAUCGGCGUGGAUUCAAUCGAGGACUGCCCCAGCAACUGCUUUGGCAACGGGGACUGCAUCGCCGGCACCUGCCACUGUUUCCUGGGCUUCAGGGGCCCUGACUGCGGGAGAGCCUCCUGCCCAGUCUUGUGCAGUGGGAACGGCCAGUACCUGAAAGGGCGCUGCAUGUGCCACAGCGGCUGGAAGGGCGCCGAGUGCGACGUGCCCACCAACCAGUGCAUCGACGCCGCCUGCAGCGGGCACGGCACCUGCAUCGUGGGCACCUGCAUCUGCAACCCGGGCUACAAAGGGGAGAGCUGCGAGGAAGUGGACUGCCUGGACCCCACGUGCUCUGGCCGAGGGGUGUGUGUGCGUGGCGAGUGCCACUGCUUCUCCGGCUGGGGCGGCUCCGGCUGCGAGAGCCCACGGGCCUCCUGCAUGGACCAGUGUUCCGGCCACGGCGCCUUCCUGGCCGACACCGGAGCCUGCUCCUGUGACCCCAACUGGACCGGCCACGACUGCUCCACUGAGAUUUGCGCAGCAGACUGUGGCGGCCAUGGCAUCUGCGUGGCGGGCACCUGCCGCUGUGACGAGGGCUGGAUGGGCGCGGGCUGUGACCAGAGGGCAUGCCACCCGCGCUGCCAGGAGCACGGCACCUGCAAGGACGGCAAAUGCGAGUGCAGCCCCGGGUGGAACGGAGAGCACUGCACCAUCGAGGGUUGUCCGGGGCUGUGCAACGGCAACGGCAGGUGCACCCUGGGUAAUAACGGCUGGUACUGCGUGUGUCAGCUCGGCUGGCGUGGGCCAGGGUGUGACACCUCCAUGGAAACGGCCUGCAGCGACGGCAAGGACAACGAUGGAGAUGGCCUGGUGGACUGCAUGGACCCGGACUGCUGCCUGCAGGCAUCGUGCCACACCACGUCCCUGUGCGUGGGCUCCCCCGACCCGCUGGACAUCAUCCAGGAGACGCAGAUCUCCUCCAGCCAGAGCACGCUGCAGUCCUUCUACGAGCGCAUCCACUUCCUCGUCGGCCGCGACAGCACCCACGUCGUCCCCGGCACCAACCCCUUCGACGGCAGUCACGCCUGUGUAAUCCGGGGACAAGUUGUGACUUCUGACGGCACCCCGCUGGUUGGAGUGAACAUCAGCUUCAUUAGCAACCCGACCUACGGCUACACCAUCACCAGACAGGAUGGCAGCUUCGACCUGGUCUCCAACGGAGGCGUGGCCAUCGCGCUGCGCUUCGAGCGCGCCCCCUUCAUCACCCAGGAGCACACGCUGUGGUUGCCGUGGGGACGCUUCUUCGUCAUGGACACCGUCGUCAUGCGCCACGAGGUCAACGACAUCCCCAGCUGCGACCUGAGCAGCUUCGCCAGGCCCAGCCCCGUCGUGGCGCCCGCCCCGCUCACCGCCUUCGCGGGCACCUGCGCGGAGAGGGGCAAAAUCGUACCUGAAAUUCAGGCCCUGCAGUCGGAGAUUCGGAUCCCUGGCACGGACAUGCGUCUCAGCUACCUGAGCAGCCGGACGGCGGGCUACAAGUCGCUCUUGCGGGUGACCCUCACCCACGCGGUCAUCCCCUUCAACCUGAUGAAGGUGCACCUGAUGGUGGCCGUGGAGGGGCGGCUCUUCAGGAAGUGGUUUCCGUCCGCCCCCAACCUGCUGUACGACUUCCUGUGGGACAAGACCGACGUCUACAGCCAGAAGGUGUACGGCUUGUCAGAGGCCUUCGUGUCCGUGGGCUAUGAGUACGAGUCCUGUCUAGACCUCAUCCUCUGGGAGAAGAGGACGGCCGUGCUGCAGGGCUACGAGACCACCGCGUCCAAGCUGGGCGGAUGGUCCCUGGACAAGCACCAUGCCCUAAACAUCCAGAGCGGCAUCCUCCACAAAGGCAAUGGUGAGAACGUGUUCAUUUCCCAGCAGCCCCCUGUGAUUGGGAGCAUCAUGGGUAACGGGCGGAGGCGAAGCAUUUCCUGCCCCAGCUGCAACGGUCUGGCGGACGGCAACAAGCUGCUGGCGCCGGUGGCCCUGGCGUGCGGCUCGGACGGCAGCCUGUACGUGGGCGACUUCAACUACGUGCGACGCAUCUUCACCACGGGCAAUGUCACCAGCGUGCUGGAGCUCAGCAACAGCCCGGCCCAUAAGUACUACCUGGCCACCAGCCCGGUGACCGGGGCGGUCUACCUGUCGGACACCAGCACCAGGAAGGUGUUCAAGAUCAAGUCUCUGAGCAAGGUGAAGGACGUGGCCAAGAACCUGGAGGUGGUGGCGGGCACCGGGGACCAGUGUCUGCCCUACGACGAGACCCGCUGCGGGGACGGGGGCAAGGCCAUAGAGGCCCCCCUCACCAACCCCAGAGGCAUUGCGGUGGACAAGUAUGGCGUCAUCUUCUUCGUGGACGGCACCAUGAUUCGCCGGGUGGACCAGAAUGGAAUCAUCUCCACGCUGCUGGGUUUCAAUGACCUGACUUCGGCCAGGCCUCUGAGUUGUGACUCUGCCAUGGACAUCUCCCAGGUGCGGCUAGAGUGGCCGACUGACCUGGCCGUGAGCCCGAUGGACAACGCUCUGUAUGUUCUGGACAACAACGUGGUGCUGCAGAUCUCGGAGAACCACCAGGUGCGCAUUGUGGCGGGUCGUCCUAUGCACUGCCAGGUGCCCGGCAUCGACCACUUCCUGGUCAGCAAGGUGGCGGUGCACGCCACGCUGGAGUCGGCGAACGCCCUGGCGGUGUCGCACAGCGGCGUGCUCUACAUCGCCGAGUCGGACGAGAAGAAGGUGAACCGCGUGCGGCAGGUGUCGACCAGCGGCGAGAUCUCCCUGGUGGCGGGCGCGCCGAGCGGCUGCGACUGCAAGAGCGACCCCAACUGCGACUGCUACUCGGGCGACGAGGGCUACGCCAAGGACGCGCGGCUCAACGCGCCCUCCUCGCUGGCCGUGUCGCCCGACGGCGAGCUGUUCGUGGCCGACCUCGGCAACGUGCGCAUCCGCUACGUGCGCCGCAACCGGCCCUUCCUGAGCCCGCUCAACAUGUACGAGGUGUCGUCGCCCAUCGACGACGAGCUCUACCUCUUCGACGCCAACGGCAGCCACAUCUACACCCAGAGCCUGACCACCGGCGACCACGUCUACAACCUCACCUACACCGGCGAGGGCGACCUGGCCACCGUGACCGACCUCAACAAGAACGUGGUGACCCUCCGCCGCGACGCCACCGGCAUGCCCAUCUGGAUCAUGGCGCCCGACGGUCAGACCUUCUGGUUCACCAUCGGCACCAACAACGCCCUGAAGAGCGUGGGCGCCCAGGGCCACGAGCUGGCCGUCAUGACGUACCACGGCAGCUCGGGACUCCUCGCCACCAUGAGCAACGAGAACGGCUGGACGACGUUCUACGAGUAUGACAGCUACGGGCGCCUGACGAACGUCACCUACCCGACGGGCAGAGUGAGCAGCUACCGGAGCGACAUGGACAGCUCCGUCAGGGUCCAGACCGAGGGCUCCAACAAGGAAGACAUCACCAUCACCACCAACCUCUCCGCCUCCGGAACCUUCUACACGCUGAUGCAGGAGCAAGUGCGUAACAGCUACUACAUCGGCCUGGACGGCUCGCUGCGGCUGGUGCUGGCCAACGGGAUGGAGGUGUCGCUGCACACGGAGCCCCACCUGCUGGCCGGGACGGUCAACCCCACGGUCAGCAAGCGCAACGUCACGCUGCCCAUCGACAACGGCCUCAACCUGGUGGAGUGGAGGCAGCGCAAGGAGCAGGCCCGCGGCCAGGUCACCGUCUACGGACGCCGGCUCAGGGUUCACAACCGCAAUCUACUGUCCAUGGACUUCGACCGCGUCACCAGGACCGAGAAGGUGUACGACGACCACAGGAAGUUCACGCUGCGCAUCCACUACGACCACGCCGGCCGGCCGACCCUGUGGGCCCCCAGCAUCCGCCUCAACGGCGUCAACGUCACCUACUCGCCCGGCGGGCACGUGGCGGGCAUCCAGCGGGGCACCAUGUCCGUGCGCAUGGAGUACGACCAGAACGGCCGCAUCAGCUCGCAGACCUUCGCCGACGGGAAGUCGUGGACCUACACGUACCUAGAGAAGUCCAUGGUCCUCCUGCUCUUCAGCCAGAGGCAGUACAUCUUCGAGUUCGACAAGAACGACCGGCUGUCGUCGGUGACCAUGCCCAACGUGGCGCGGCAGACGCUGGAGACCACGCGCUCGGUGGGCUACUACCGCAACACGUACCGGCCGCCCGAGGGCAACGCGUCCGUGCUGCAGGACUACAGCGAGGAGGGCCUGCUGCUGCAGACCCAGCACCUGGGCACGGGCCGGCGGGUCAUCUACAAGUACGGCAAGCUCUCCAAGCUGCUGGAGGUGCUGCACGACACCACGCGCAUCGCCUUCUCCUACGACGAGGCGGCCGGCCUGCUCAAGACGGUCGGCCUGCAGAGCGAGGGCGGCUUCACCUGCACGAUCCGCUACCGGCAGCUGGGGCCGCUCAUCGACCGGCAGAUCUUCCGCUUCAGCGAGGAGGGCCUGGUCAACGCCCGCUUCGACUACAACUACGACAACAGCUUCCGCGUGACCAGCAUGCAGGCGGUCAUCAACGAGACGCCGCUGCCCAUCGACCUGUACCGCUACGACGACGUGUCGGGCAAGAUGGAGCAGUUCGGCAAGUUCGGCGUCAUCUACUACGAGAUCAACCAGAUCAUCACCACGGCGGUGAUGACGCACACCAAGCACUUCGACGCCUACGGCCGCGUCAAGGAGGUGCAGUACGAGAUCUUCCGCUCGCUCAUGUACUGGAUGAUGGUGCAGUACGACAACAUGGGCCGCGUGGUGGCCAAGGAGCUCAAAGUCGGGCCCUACGCCAACACCACCCGCUACGCCUACGAGUACGACGCCGACGGCCAGCUGCAGACGGUGUCGCUCAACGACAAGCCGCUGUGGCGCUACAGCUACGACCUCAACGGCAACCUGCACCUGCUGAGCCCCGGCAGCACCUCGCGGCUCACGCCGCUGCGCUACGACCUGCGCGACCGCAUCACGCGGCUGGGCGACGCCCAGUACCGGCUGGACGAGGACGGCUUCCUGCGCCAGCGCGACUCGGACUACUUCGAGUACGACUCGGCGGGCCACCUGACGCGCGCCUACAACCGCGCGGCCGGCUGGAGCGUCCGCUACCGCUACGACGGGCUCGGACGACGCGUGUCCAGCCGCAGCACGCCGGGUCACCACCUGCAGUUCUUCUACGCCGACCUGGCCAGCCCGGCGCGCGCCACGCACCUGUACAACCACUCCAGCUCGGAGAUCACCUCGCUCUACUACGACCUGCAGGGCCACCUGUUCGCCAUGGAGCUGAGCAGCGGCGACGAGUUCUACGUGGCGUGCGACAACAUCGGCACGCCGCUGGCGGUCUUCAGCGGCACCGGCGCCAUGAUCAAGCAGGUCUUCCACACGGCGUUCGGCGAGGUCUACCUGGACACCAACCCCAGCUUCCAGCUGGUCAUCGGCUACCAGGGCGGCAUCUACGAGCCGCUCACCAGACUCGUCCACAUGGGCCGGCGCGACUACGACACGCUCGCCGGACGCUGGACCACGCCCGACCACGACGCGUGGCAACGGCUGAACGGCAACAACAUCGCGCCCUUCAACCUCUACAUGUUCAAGAACAACAACCCCCUAACCAACAGCCACGAGACCAAGUGCUACAUGACAGAUGUCAACAGCUGGCUAGUGACGUUCGGCUUCCAGCUGUACAAUGUCAUCCCGGGCUACAAGAAGCCUGUCUCGGACGCCAUGGAGCCCUCCUACGAGCUGAUCCACACCCAGAUGAAGACGCAGGAGUGGGAUAGCACCAAGUCGUUGCUGGGUGUGCAGUGCGAGGUGCAGCGGCAGCUGAAGUCGUUCGUGCGCCUGGAGCGCUUCGGGCAGAUCUACGGCGCGAGCAGCGCCGGCUGCGUGCCGGCCAAGGGUGACCCGUCCUUCGCCUCCGGCGCGUCCAUGUUCGGGCGCGGCUUCAAGCUGGCCGUCCGCGACGGGCGCGUGCACGCCGACAUCAUCAGCCUGGCCAGCGAGGACGGGCGUCGGCUGGCGGCGGUGCUCGACGGCGCCCUCUACCUGCAGGAGCUGCGCUACACGGUGGACGGCGCGGACACGCACCACUUCGUCAAGACGGGCGGCGCCGAGGGCGACCUGUCGCUGCUGGGCAUGACGGCGGGCCGGCGCACGCUCGAGUCGGGCACCAACGUGACGGUGGCGCAGAUGAACGCGGUGCUGGGCGGGCGCACGCGUCGCCUGACCGACGUCACGCUGCAGCACGGGCACCUGCGGCUGUGCGUGCGCUACGGCAGCGGCGGCGACGAGGAGCGGGCCCGCGUGCUGGAGCUGGCCCGGCAGCGGGCCGUGUCCGGCGCCUGGGCGCGCGAGCGGCAGAGACUGCGCGACGGCGAGGACGGCACGCGGGCGUGGACGGCGGGCGAGAGGCAGCAGCUGCUCAACAGCGGGCGCGUGCCCGGCUACGACGGCUACUACGUGGCCUCGGCAGACCAGUACCCGGAGCUGGCCGACAGCCCCAGCAACAUCUAUUUCAUGCGACAGAGCGAGAUGGGCAGGUGACAUGAACACGGUGAGCACAACCCUGCCGACUCUCCUCCCGAGAGGGGAACAGACUGGACACGACACACACAUACGGACAGCGUGGUUUAAGGACUCCUUGCCAAAGACGGAUGUUUGUUUGUUUGUUUUUUGUUUCUGUUUCAUUUCAUUUAACAUGUGACCACUUCAUGUUUUUAUUCUCAUGUGUCCUAGUACUGUGUUUUUUAUUUUUACGUUUUUGUUUUUUAACAAACGGACAAACUUGUGGUCGAAUCAAGAGUUUGCUCCUCUGAUACAGUAGUGCCCUUUUUUUAAUGUGUUAACUUUUGAUUCCAUUCGGGAGUUCUUUACCAGUCUUUGCCCUUCAAGUGCGGCUGCUAGAGGACGACGAGUCGACCCGACGCUGGAGGUGUUGUCGACUCGUUUUUUUCGCAACGUCCCCGUUUGACGAUUCUGCUUAAAGGAGUGGAAGAGCAGUGGUGCUGCUGGCGUUGCCCGGGUCCGCGGGUCUAGCCCAGCCCGCCCCGCCAAGCAAAUGGAUCCUCGCCAAAAACGCUCACUGCCUUCUGUUUCUGCCUUCUUUCUGCACCUCGGCCAAGGAGAGACAUUUCUCUGUCAAACUGUUUUUUUUUUGUUUUUGUUUUUUUCGCUUUGAUUCUUUUUUUUGCCAUUAUUUUAUACUUGAAAAAAAAAAUCCCCUUGACAAACUGUCCCUGUUUCAAAGAAAAGAAGAGGAAUAAACACGCAAGAACAUUGAUGUCUGCUGUCCAUAGCCCUCUGGUUAAGGCUCUAACUGAACUCUAGUCCAAGUUAUAGUGGUGUCUUGUUAAUAUUUCAUUUUUUUAAAAAAGCUUUGUAUUCAUCUUGUGGUCUCUGCCCCCUUGUAAGACUUCUAAAGGGCUUUGGCUCAGACCUGCCUUUAGUUCAGGUUGGCUUACUUUUGGUAACAUACCUAGAUUUUCUUAUACCAUAAUUUCAAUUUGAUCUUUGUGGCCUACAUUGUGCAGCAAGCUAAGCACAAGGACGACCCAACGCUUUGAUUUCCAACAUUCUUUUCUUCUGUUUUGAUUUCUAAAGUGUUUGUCGCCUAUUAAUGUAAAAAUUUAAACUGGAUAUUCAGAAAAAAAGACUCUCCGUCAACUGUGCUUCUGGGCACAGAAGAGUUCAUUGAGAGGAAAAAAGAUAUAAGAGCCAAACCUAUAAGGAAAAAAAAUGUCAAACAAUGUUUUCUGUAUUAAAGAAUGGAAGGUAUUUUACUCAAAUGGUUUUAAAUUGCCAUCAAUUAUUUUAUAUAUAGCUAUAUAAAGUACCAGUAUAACAAUGUGAACUCCGAAAUGUGAACUGUUGUCCCUCUCAUUGCUACUUGUUGUACUUGAACAAUGCUUAAGGGUGUUGCAGUACAUGGAAUAAAUUAUAAAUGUUUGGAAAGGUGACAUUAGGUGAAGGCGUCAUUUAGAUUUUUUAUAGAAGGACCGCUGUUUUUUAAUCCUUUAUAAACGUCCUUGGCUCUUUACAGAUUGCAGUAUUCACUUUUCUUUUGUUUGAAAAACAAGGUUACUUUUUGGUCUCAAAUGAAAUCAAAGCAGCACAAAUGCUUGAUAAUUGAAUUCAAAACCAGUGAUUUAAAAAAAAGCUGCCCUGUUGCUAUACCAAGGGCAAAUGUUUGGGAUUUUGGGGGGGGAGGCGGGGAAACAAAAUGCAUCUGAAAACUUCAAAUAAAUAUCUGAAGUGAACUAUGAGUAAUCUGACCAUGGAGUGAUCUAAAGAGUCUGCUCAUGUCCCAGAAAAUGUAUGACCCUCAUACACACAUUUCCCUAUACACACACCGACUCCUGGACUAAAAUGGUAACCUCUGAAAAUGUUAUUGUGGUGUGAAGUUGCUGAAAAUUUCCGACAAGAACAAAGGUGAUGCAUCACAUGUACGUCACCAAAAAUGUUUUCUCUCUGCUCACUGAAAGUGUACCUACCUAAAGCUAUGAAUGGAGUUCAAAUGACGCAGAAUGGUGUACUCUUGGUGACUCCUUUUCCGUGCAAUGGUUUGUGGGAAAAUCCAUAGCUGGUGAUGACUGACAUUUUGUUUCUACUCUCAUCAAGUUGCCUGGUUGGGGGAUGGGCGGGGGUGGCUGGGUUUGGGGGACAGCAACAACUCAAGUGUCUCAAUCUGUACAAAAAAAUAUUUUUUGUUUUUGAUUUUGUUUUGCUGUUGUCAAAUACAGUGAUAUACUCUUGUCAGACAUUCAUGCUAUAUUUAAAAAAAAGAACAAUGAGAACAUACUUUUUGAAUGAAGGAAAAACUGCAUUGUGGAAAAAUAUUGCACUGAGAAAUAUUGCUUUGUGAGGCUGUAAUGUUUUUUUGUUGGUUUGUUUUGUUGUUUUUUAGGUUUGGGUUGAUUUUUAAGUGUUCAGAUUUUUUUAUUAUUUGUUUUUGUUCUUUUUAUUUUCUUUUUUGUUCUCAGCACUGUGUUUCUAAGGCUUCUCCUGGACCGUGUACAUAAGACGUUGACAACAACAGUAAGCUGUAAAUAAAAUGCAAAUGUAGAUACCUUUUAGACCUACAACAGUGACCCUGUGUAGUCUUUAGGUUUAAAAAAAAUAAUUAAAUAAAGGAUAUUUUGUGUUUA